AUGCUCGGUAAGAUUCAACUUAUCUUGGUAGGCUUCUCUACGUCGGUACUAAUUGUCAAUUCACAGUACCUGACAGUGGGCCCCUAUGGCUACAGCAGUGGGCAGUUUUAUGCAAUCGAUACGCUCGACCAAUCCGGUUUUCCUUCUGAAGAAGCACAGGGAAUGCUCCCCGAGAUGACCAUGCCCGAGGUGACCGUGUCUGAGACGACCGCCCCUGGGUUAAUGCUCUCCGAGAUGACGCUCGAUGAGAUUAUGGCUCUUGAUAUGAUGGUCUUUGGGGUGGUUCCUGACAUUUAUGCCGGCCAUGGCUAUGACCACCCACAGGAUCUUGAAGGUGCUCGCUACAAUGGUCAUAUGAAAGUUGAGACGGUUCCAAACGAAACUGCGGAUAGUAGCAGGGGUUUUAUCAUCCCGAUUGAUGAUGUCGCUGAUUUUAAGGAAGUUUCGGCCGAGUUCAAGGCAGAAUGA
Penicillium manginii is the source of this 468-nucleotide messenger RNA. RefSeq lists its product as uncharacterized. The record is from RefSeq and is a predicted model, not a curated record. The coding region runs from base 1 to 468 and encodes 155 amino acids. The transcript has a single exon. NCBI's taxonomy places the organism in Eukaryota, Fungi, Ascomycota, Eurotiomycetes, Eurotiales, Aspergillaceae.